Molecule: messenger RNA, 1994 nt
Organism: Coccinella septempunctata (seven-spotted ladybird)
Lineage: Eukaryota; Metazoa; Arthropoda; Insecta; Coleoptera; Coccinellidae
Product: FAST kinase domain-containing protein 4
Exons: 4
Coding region: 154-1827 (557 amino acids)
Biological process (GO): regulation of mitochondrial mRNA stability
Source: RefSeq, a predicted model, not a curated record
AUGUGAUUAUGUCAGAACCUAACCUUAGUUUACCGAAUAAUCCAUGAAUCAAACAAUCUUUUAAAAGUAUUUACAAUAAAAUAAUGCAAUCCUUCAAGAAUUAAAACAUAUUUUCUGCUUUUGAACUGCAUUAUUCAAAUACAUAAACUCAGAAUGUUGAAAAUGACCUAUGGGCUCCUCUACAAUUCCAGAGUGUGUUGUCGUUCUGCCUCAAUCUUCUCACAAAUCAAAGAGAUGUCCUCUUCAACAAUAUUGGAAACUAAUUUACAAAAAAACAAUUUGAAUGAGCAAACAGAUGAAGCUCCCUCUACUCCUCCUGCAACGGAACCAAUUUCUCAGUCACAAUAUAAAGCCCUUAAAUCCAAAAGUAAGAUAGUGGCUGCAGCAUUUGCUUCUUUGAACAAAGAUUCAAAUAAGAUUGAGGUAGAGAUCAAUACUCCUCAUACCGAUAAUAAAAUAUCUAACGCAACAAAUGUUGAUGAAUUGUUGUCAGUUUCAAACGGUGAGGGUGUUUCCCGUAGACUUGCUUUGAAGAUUGUUUCAGUUCUUGCCGAUUGGACUUCAUCCAAAAAAAUCAGAUUGAAUGAUUUUGAGAAUGACUACAGGUUUAUAAAGUUAUGCAAGGUGUUGACAAGGAUCCAAAAACCAGAAAGGUAUGCAGCCUCGAAGAGCGAGGAUUUAUCCACGGUCCUGAGUGUAACAGCUGAUGAAGAAGCAGCUAAAUUGAUUCAAACUGUUACAUUAAUCCAGAUGGUGAAGAUAAUGAAAACUUUAUCUUUAAAAAAAAGACGGUCAACUCUACUUCUUCGUACUUUAGCCUAUAAUAUCUGUGGUAAUCUGGAUAGAUUAGACUUGAAACAUUGUUCUGACUUGCUGUACAGUAUGGCUUCUUUGAACUUCAUAGAUGAGAACUUAUUGUCCAAAGUCGCUCUGGAUGUUUGUCAUGAAAUUGAAACUGAUUCCGAAGUCAAAAAGAGUACUGUAGUGGGAUCGAUAUUGACGAGUUUGGGAUUUUUGAAGUACAAGAAUCCAGUUAUUUUGGAUUGUUUGAGUAACUGGUUGGUGGAAAAUUGUGAUAUUUGCAGGAGUCAAGAUGUCUUCAGUUUGUUUAUAACUUUAGCCACUGUGAACUAUUUGCCACCCGAUUUUGAGAAAUUGUUACAGGUUUUCAGUCCAUAUCUUACAGAGUUAGAGGCAGGUAAUCCAAGUGUGUGGCUUGAUCAUGUAUGGUCAAAGGUGAUAUUAAAUGUAGCUACCCCACAAGAAAUAUCACAUAUAUUAAGCUCAGACUUCCUUACUUCCUUAGAAGGACGUAAGGGAAAUAAUGUGUCUACAAAUCUUAAAAUUUUGAAUAUAAACGGUGCUGCCGAUUGUUUAAUAGAUGGUUAUGAAGGAAACAAACUGCCUGCUGACUCUCCUCUCAGACAACUUGUGAUACAAAGGAGAAAAGAAAAAACAGAGAUUGUGGAUACUAUCGUUACUUCAUUGAAGAAUUUGAUGAGUAUCGAGAAGUAUUUGAGAGUGAAUACGAAUACAGGAUGUGGAUUUUCAAUCGACGCAGAAUGUGUCCUGGAUGAAAAAUUCAGUGUGAAGGAGUUGAAUUCUAUAGAAGGAAUGAGAAUAGCAAUCAUGCCUUUGGAUUACCAUGAUAUGACUAAGGGUCGAGUAGAACCAACAGGAAUUAAUGUUUUCGCUAAGAGAAUAUUAGAAGCCAAAGGUUACAAAGUGCUGAAUGUACCUUAUAAUGAAUUUAAUCCACAAACAAAAUUGAUAAGUAGGGUACAAUAUUUGGAGAAAAGUCUAAAAGAAUUAGUAAAUAAAUCAUGAGAGUUGCAGCGAAAUUGUUUGCAGCUUUAAUUCAAUGUAUAAAUUAUUUCAAUUGAUAGUUUCUUUUUUAACAGCCUAAAAGUUUAACAACAAACCAGUGUGGUUUUCCUGUCGUCAACAAAACUUGUAAGACUUGUGAAUACAAAAUAAAAUCUCGCUGGACCGAA